Molecule: messenger RNA, 1486 nt
Organism: Osmerus eperlanus (European smelt)
Lineage: Eukaryota; Metazoa; Chordata; Actinopteri; Osmeriformes; Osmeridae
Product: stonustoxin subunit beta-like
Exons: 2
Coding region: 219-911 (230 amino acids)
Molecular function (GO): protein binding
Source: RefSeq, a predicted model, not a curated record
UGUCUUCAUACUCGGCUGCACGCAUGACAAUUUCUAAUUCUCUGGAUAAGAGCGUCUGCUAAAUGACUAAAUGUAAUUCCAGUGAAUUAGAAAUGAACUAACUCAGAUCAGCUGUUCUAGAAGCGAUAACUCUGAGCUUCCCAUCUCAGGGUUCAUCAAGUCAGAGUUCAGGGUUAGGCUCAGAGUUUGUAAAACCUGCUUUCUGGAAUACACCUCUGAUGAUAAGAGAGAAACAACAUGUUUACUUAGAAAGUCAGUUGCUAAGUCACUUAUCAACAGGUGAAGUGUAUUUUCAUCAUUCCUCUGCUUAUCCCUACAGUGUGGAUCAUGGUGGAGAGUGCUGGAUCAAACCUGGCCUUUUGAAGGCCUGGAGACAUGCCUGUGAGCUCACACUGGACCCAAACACAGCACACAGAGAACUCUCUCUGUCUGAGGAGAACAGAAAGGUGACAAGGAGGAGAGAGGAGCAGCCGUAUCCUGAUCACCCAGAGAGAUUUGAGGGCUGGCCACAGGUGCUGUGUAGAGAGGGUCUGUCUGGGCGCUGUUACUGGGAGGCAGAGUGGAGUAGAGGAAAGGUUUCUAUAGCAGUGACAUAUAAAGGAAUCAGCAGGAGAGGAUGGGGUGCUGACUGUAAGCUUGGAUACAAUAACAAGUCCUGGAGUCUGUACUGUCAUGAUAACAGUUACUCUGCCUGGCACAAUGAUAAGAGAACUGACAUACCUGCCCCCUCCUCCAGCUCCCACAGAGUAGGAGUGUAUCUGGACUGUCCGGCCGGCACUCUGUCCUUCUACACAGUCUCCUCUGACACAUUGACCCACCUGCACACAUUCCACAGCACAUUCACUGAGCCCCUCUAUCCUGGGUUCAGGGUUUAUCCUGACUCCUCAGUGUCCCUGUGUCAGGUAGAAUAGCCCACACACACUCUCACACACUGUGCUCACAUAGAUGUCAUUGAAGAUUGAACUGUACAGUUGGAAUUCAUAUCCCAGAGUGUUUGUAAAUAUUGCUGUGUGUAGAAUGUUUGUUUUGUUUUAACCUUUAGAUGUAAAUAUUACUGAUAUUAAAUAUUAUUAAUAUCUCUAAAUAUUACCGACGCUUCCACCAGAGUGAGUUAUUUUUCCAAAACGGAAGCUAGCUAGCUUUAGUUAGCUUCCGUUACCUAGCAACCUAGCAUAAUACUCGUAGCAAUGCUACUACCUGCUAGUGUUACUUGUUAGCCUCCUAAUUGUACAUUUUGAAGCCAUACUACAGCGUUUGUCAUGUCGUUUUUGUCUAUCGGAAAAUAGUCGGUUGGAAUGUUCAGAAUCACACGUGUGACGUUACUCUGUGGGGCUUUCGAACUAUCGCACACGUGUGAUGCUGCUCCUUAACGGGUUAAUUGUUGACAAACAACAAUCCUGUCUUUGAUCUCAGUCCCACUGAAUGUGAUGAACUAAAUAGUGUCUUAGUGACUAAAUAAGGAGAAAUAAAGAUGUUUUAUACAGGA